UCUGUCUGACGGUGGAUAGAAACGAUUGAAACCCAAUUAGAAACAGAGGAGACAUUUUGGGAAAACUGUCAGCGUCCGUGUGUUUCGGCGCCCCGAGGCAACAGAUAUAUGUCAAAAUAAACCUCAGUGGAGGCUCUGAGACUGGAAUAUUCAGGAUGUUCCAGCAGUGUGAGGAGCCUCGUUUCACCAUCGAGCAGAUUGACCUCCUCCAGAGGCUAAGGAGGACGGGGAUCACCCAGGCGGAGGUCCUCCACGCCCUGGACACCUUGGACCACCUGGACCGCCAACAUGGACACAAGCUGACCCACAAACCUUCCUACCUGCCUCCGACGUCUUCCUUGUCUUCUUCCAGCACGGCCGCCGCCUCUUCCUCCAUGAUGUCCACCGCUACUCAGACGACUUUCCCCGACAACCGACUCACACUGUCGCCCAGCAACGCCUUCGACACCACCUCCCCACUGCUUCCGGUGACGGUGGCCUCGCCCGUCGCCAUGGCGGCGGUCGCUCAGAACGGCCUGGUCGGCGUCGCCAACGGGAAGCUGUCACCGCCGCGGUUUCCUCUCGGUGUGGUUAGCGGUGGCGUGGCGGCACCAGGAUACGGGUUUGAGACCAGUGAAGAAGACAUGGAUGUUGAUGACAAGGUGGAGGACUUGAUGAGAAGAGACAGCGCUGUGAUCAAAGAGGAGAUUAAGUCCUUCCUGGCCAACAGGCGGAUCUCCCAGGCUGUGGUGGCUCAGGUUACAGGGAUCAGUCAGAGUCGGAUCUCCCACUGGCUCCUACAGCAGGGAUCGGACCUCAGCGAGCAGAAGAAACGAGCCUUCUUCCGUUGGUACCAGCUGGAGAAGACCAAUCCUGGUGCCACUCUGGCCAUGCGAGCCGCCCCAUUGGCUCUGGAAGACGUGAUGGACUGGCACCAAGCCCCACCCCAAUUUGGCCCCGCCCCAGGAGGUUUCCGCCUACGACGAGGGAGCAGAUUCACCUGGAGGAAGGAGUGUCUGGCUGUUAUGGAGAGCUACUUCAGUGAUAACCAAUACCCCGAUGAAGCAAAGAGAGAGGAGAUUGCCACCGCCUGCAACGCCGUCAUUCAGAAACCAGGAAAGAAGCUGUCUGAUUUGGAGAGGGUCACAUCUCUGAAGGUCUACAACUGGUUUGCCAACCGCCGCAAAGAUAUAAAGAGGCGCGCUAACAUCGAAGCAGCCAUCUUGGAGAGCCACGGUAUCGAGGUUCAAAGUCCAGGCGGUCAGUCCAACAGUGACGAAGUGGAUGGCAACGACUUCCCUGACCAGGGUUGUGAGGUGUCCUUAUUUGACAAAAGGGCUUCAGCCAGGCAGUUUGGUUUCAGUCGAGCUGAUCUGUCUUCUCCAACCCAGGUCCCCACGCUGCUCCCCAGCUGGUUCUCCGCCCUGGGCAGAGGAGGCUUGUCUGGACAGCGGGGCGCUUCUCUGAUCGGCCGCUCCCUGGUGUCGGUGGCAGGUCCUCAGGCUGAAGGUUCCAGAUUGACAAGCGUGUCAUGGUCUCCCCCUUCCCCAUCCCUCCAAGACGAACCCACUAUUCACAGUGCGCUAUCCGAGUCCCAGGAUCCAAUCAGUUUGGAGAAGGCGGCCGAAGGUCACACCAACCCAGCCAAUCAGGUGGACGAGGCAGGGUGCAGUUUGGGGAGCGACAUCAAGACGGAAACCCUGGAAGAUGACUGAAGAAGGGCGGUGGAUAUCGGAGUUGUCAGAUUGAUGAAUGAACAGGAUCAGAGGUGUGUUAAUAUGCAAGCAGAUUUUAUAGGAAUGUAACAAGUGGAAAAGAAAAAAAAAAAAAGACCAAAAGUCGUGUAAACUCCAACCCUGAGAUACCUCCCAACCCUACCUCCAACCACCAACCUGCUCUGCUACGCUCUUAUAGGCAUUACUAGUAUAUUAUAAUAAUGCUAUUAAUAAUAUUGAUGAUAGUUUCAUUUGUUUCCAGUGCUCCCCAGCAGACUGUGCAGAUUUCCUCAGAAACUGCAUUUACACAGCAGGACAACACUGUAUUUGACACGGGGUUCAAAUAGUUUCAGGGUCUUGCACUGUGAUCACAACACAACUGAACAGCCUCAAAGAUAAUACAUGAAUUUAGAAAAUGAUUGUUUAAAAAAAAGAAAAAAAAGAAAGAAUAUGUAGCGCAUUUCAUCACAGCCAAUUAUAUUUCAAAUUUUAUUUUUUGCUGCUGAUUCGCUCCAGCGAGAAGAACAGCAGAAUAAGCUUAGGUUUUUUUUUUUUCCUCUUUUUUUAACAAAAAAUUGAGGCCACAGCACAUCUGUAAUAUACCUGUGACUUUAUCAUGAUUUAAAAAAAAAUGUACAAUAGAGAAAAAACAGACUGAUCCACGUCUCCCUCCCUUCCCUAAUAAAAUAAGCUCAAUAUAUGGAGGCAAAGAAAGGCCAUAAUAACUGAAAAUCAGCUGAAUACUGAAUUGUGAAAUCUAAUCAUCACUUAAUAUUUAAAUAUCACUGACUUUA
This is a messenger RNA of Scomber japonicus (chub mackerel), 2488 nucleotides long. RefSeq names its product homeobox-containing protein 1-like. The record is from RefSeq and is a predicted model, not a curated record. Gene Ontology annotation, molecular function: double-stranded telomeric DNA binding. Gene Ontology annotation, cellular component: nucleus. Bases 156 to 1694 code for a protein of 512 amino acids. Gene Ontology annotation, biological process: positive regulation of DNA-templated transcription. The transcript is spliced from 10 exons. NCBI's taxonomy places the organism in Eukaryota, Metazoa, Chordata, Actinopteri, Scombriformes, Scombridae.